This is a messenger RNA of Megachile rotundata (alfalfa leafcutting bee), 1215 nucleotides long. RefSeq lists its product as uncharacterized. NCBI's taxonomy places the organism in Eukaryota, Metazoa, Arthropoda, Insecta, Hymenoptera, Megachilidae. Gene Ontology annotation, cellular component: cytoskeleton. The record is from RefSeq and is a predicted model, not a curated record. Gene Ontology annotation, molecular function: protein binding.
AUGAAUGAAUUAACCAACUGCCUGCAACUAACAAAGGACUCGUCGUCUGGUCCAGACAAUAUUCCCAACAGACUGCUAAAAAACCUCCCCGAGACUGGAAGAAGAUAUCUACUCCAAAUAUACAACUGCAUAUGGACCCAUGAAGUCUUCCCUGACAAUUGGAAAAAAGCCAUAGUUGUCCCAAUCCUAAAACCUGAAAAAGACAAAUACAAACCAGAGAGCUAUCGCCCAAUUGCUUUAACCAACAAUAUGUGUAAACUUCUCGAAAAAAUUAUUAACAAAAGACUUCGCUGGUUCCUUGAAAGUAACAACCUUCUGUCCCCAACCCAAUAUGGAUUUCGUGAAUACCGCUUCACAACGGACGUACUUACCAACGUCCAUACAAGGAAAUCAACUAUCAUUGACUGGUAUGUUGAAUUUAAAUGCGGUCGUACAAGCACCGAUGAUGCUGAACGCUCUGGUUGCCCAAAAUCAGCAGUUGUUCCAGAAAACAUAAAAAAUGUCGACAAAAUAGUUCUAAAAGACCGUAAACUUAAGUUGCGUGAGAUAGCUGAUGCCUUGAAGUUAUCAGAAGAACUUGUCUCCUCCAAGAAAACGGCACAUAUUACAUGGAUCCCCUCACACCAAGGAAUAAGUGGAAACACGCAGACUCCAGCGCCAAAGAAGCAACCACCAUGCAGUCCGAAUUCCAGCCAACACCUAUCCCACACAGGAAUUCAUCCACCACUACAGAUGCAAACCGACCUGAGUGGAGGACCUGGUCUCGCUGUGGUAGCGGGAGAUGUACUUGCUCUCCGCGGAACAGGACUUGCUGCUGCCGAAACAUGGGCUCUCCUAUGUCAGGCAGCCCAGGCCCUCCAGGACCUGUUCUUGUCAAAUGGUGGUGUGGUGGGUGGUUCGAGGGUUGGGCCAGUGGUAACACCUCACACCUUGGAGUUAACGCCACGUGGUAGAGUUUUAUUACAACUUGCACCACCGGAAACUGCUCGAGCAUAUCUGCCACCCGAAUAUCGACCGGGUCGUGUAUAUUCCGACACUGACUCUGAAAAGAUGUGGAUGUAUUCGCUGGGAAGGGCAUUAUUGGACACGACCCCGAGAGUCGCAGCACUGACAGGAACGGUUUCCGUUUCACCCUCGUCUGCGCUUCAGUCCGUUCUAGCAGCCAUGACGGAACCCGAUCCUCGAAGACGAGCUUCCUUGAUGAAUCUUCUAGAC